UCCACAUUUGAACUGGCUGUCAACCCUGGUCAGGAGAAGUUCAACGCAGUCAGCAAUACUUCAUACGUUGGGGAACUUUGUAUUGAUGAUCCCAAACAGUCACUGGGAAAGAAAGAAUUUCCCCCACCUCCUGCCAUGGAAAGUAAGAAGUUUGAGAUAGCAUCCAAACCCCAGCCUUAUGACUCACUGUUGCUAGCGUCUUACCACCCAGAUUUCCAGACCCUUGAAUCCAAACAAAUUUCCUUCCACUCUGAAAGCUCCAGCACUGAACCAGUGGCUGAGAUGGAGGUGACUACCCCAGCGGGGGUGCCACAUAAGGCACCACUCCCCCGGCAGAACUCCUCAGCAAAAUACUCCGAGUGUAUUGAUUUGCUGGAGAUUCACAAUGGGGAAGACUUUCAAAUAGGUGUAGAACAAGAUAGCCCAAACUUAACAGAUAGACAAUGUGUCCACCCUUCAACAAACAGUUUGUCUGGCUGGGCUGGUAGCUCCCAUAACAGCAAGUCUGUCAGUGCCAACUUGUCCAGCAAUGAUGUACCUGCCAACCUCAAGUCUAUUGGUGUCAGUGCUGUUGGGGUGACAGCUGCUGUAGCAGACAGUUGUGUGACAGCUGCUGUAGCAGACAGCUGUGUGACAUCCAGUGUAGCCGCCAGCACACACAAGGGUUCCCACAGUGACGACAUCUCAGCCGUGUAUGAUUCUGUUGAUUCAGACCCUGAAGGUACCGUGUGGUCAGAGAGGUUGGUCAAGCCGUCCUUACCUUGCUACAACUCAGCCAGUUUAUACAACCUUCACAGUGACUUCAGGAGCUCUAACAUAGCCAGGUUCAGUUCACAAGACAGAGUGGCCAACUUACCGUUACAGUCUGUUGACCACAUGGGAUGUCCACUCCCAUGGACCCCAGCUUAUGAGGAGCAGUAUCAGCUUCCAUCCAUACAGCGUCAACUCUCAUCAGGAUCUUCUGCCAAGUCUCACCACUCCAACCCUCACAAUGCAGCGUCAUCCUCUGUAGAAGAGUUCAGAUCCCACUUCCUGAACUAUAAGGAACUUGCUGUGUCCUCUACCUUGAUGAGGCCGUCCAGACACAGCUCCCAGGGCUCCCUCCAGAGUGGCAGCUCACAAGACAGUGGCUCCUACAGAAACUACCAGCAAAGGUCCCUUGGUUCAUCGCGCCACAACUCCAAAUCUUCACAAGACAGUGUGGAGCUGGUGGAAAAGUCCUACCCCAGUAGCCUGGUUAUAUCAGAACACAGCAGCAAGAAAACAUUUUUACAAAACUCAGGUCAUCUGCGAAUAUCGGCCUACUGGAACGUUGGCUUGCUGACUGUUCAUGUUAUCCAAGCCCGAUGUUUGUCGUCCUCAUGGAAAUCUCACUGCGACUCGUAUGUCAAGAUGUCUCUGGUACCGGAUGAGAGCCGCCGUACAAGAUGUAAAACUUUGGUGCGGCUCAGCAGCAACAACCCGGUCUUUGAUGAGAAGUUUUCUAUGGAAAUUCUAGAAGAGGACCGUAAAAAACGUCUGCUCAUCUCCGUCUGGCACAAGGACCAGAACAAUGGAGCCUCUGAGUUCUUAGGCUGUAUGUCUUUUGGUGUCCAGAGUCUUCUCAAGAAGGAUCUGGAUGGCUGGUACUACCUGUUGACAGAGGAAGUGGGCAGGAAAAAACACCUACAAGCCCAUACAAACACCAAACCUGUACUCACUGCUAGAAGUCAUCAAAAUAUCCCACAAUUGAACAAAGUAGUUGAUGGUCUUGAAAGAAUUAUGAUUUCAGUCCAACGUGGCAAAAAUGGAUUUGGAUUUUCUUUUGUUGGUGAAUUCCCCCCUAGAGUUGGGCGUGUUGAUAGAGCAUCCCCAGCAGAGCAGGCAGGCAUCAAGAAAGGCGACAUGGUGGUCAAAAUCAAUGGUCAAAAUGUUUCACGCUCAACAUGUGAAGGUGUUGCCCACUUGGUCAAGAAAAUGAACUCAAACUCUCUAACACUGGAACUACAGAGAGACCAUGUGGUCAGCAGCACUAUAGAGGUCACUGCUGUGAAGGGCAGGCACCCACACAACCCCUCACCCUACAACAAGAGGGGGGUGGGAACCUCCACCGACCACUUGUAUGAGAGCAUCACAGACUCGGAGCAGCUGAAAGAGAACUGGGUUGAUGGGGUCAGCCAGGAGUUUGAUGAUGAGACAGUCUACUCACAGCAUCACAACCCCAACAUGCCUGGCAUCACAAGCACGCCACGCGCUUACCUGGGCCAGAAGAGCACCAUGGCCCAGUCCUCUCGUCCAGUCAACAAACAUGAAUCCAUCCACCGCCUGAUGUCCUUAGAGCUGGACUACAUUGACUUCAUGCAUUAUGGCAUUGAGAGAUUCUCCAGACCUCUAAGACAUUGUAUAGUCUCUGCUCAUCAACACAUGACCAUCUUUCAAAAUGUUGAGAAGCUUGUGACGAUAUCAGAGUACCACAUCAAACAAAUGCAGGAGAACAACUCAUCAGUGGACUCUGACACUGAAGACUCUCAGUCUGGUGAAAGUGGCAUCUUCCCCAACUCCGUGGCUCUUAUUUACCAAUCUAAGAUCCACAUGUUGUGUCAAGCCUAUGAGACCUAUGCUAAUGGACUCAUCAGAUCUAACGACCUGUUGCGGGAGCUCAGGAAAAACAAAGAUUUUAUGAGCUUUGUUAAGGAGUCAUCCAUUGAUGAAGGCCAAGGUCAUCCAUCUAUCAGUGCUUUUAUCAAUAGGCCAGUACAGCACAUCCAAGAGCUGUAUGGAGUUUUGAGUGAAAUCUUCCAAGCCACACCCCUACACAGCACAGACUUUGCCAUGCUGCAGCAGAUAGUGAUCAAACUGUCCCAGUGUGUGACCGCCAUCACAGGGCUGAGUUCAGCUGGUCGGGUCCAGAGCUUUGACUCUCUCACAUCAUCCCAGGGCCGUAGCCAGGCCAACAGCAGUGAUAAAGGAAGUUUAGCAUCACUGACAUCAUGUUCAUCCGUUGAAGCAGAAGUGAAUCCACCUUUGUUGCCCAGUAGUGCUGCUUCUGUCAGGUCUAUAAACAGGGAUGUUAUGCGUAUUCAAGAGAGACUUGUGUUUGCUCCUAACGUGCCGACCUUUGAGUUGUGCCAAGAAACAAGACAUCUGAUUUACCAAGGCAAGAUCUACAGGUGUAACAAAGAUUCCUGGUUCAAAUCCCAGCUUCUCCUCUUCACUGACCUGCUGCUGAUUGUGGAUGAAGAUGCAGAUGGCUCUCUAAUUGUGUCCAGGAGCCCUAUUUACGUCCAAGAUAUCAUUGGAAUGGAAGUUGACAGAAAUUAUGCAUCAGAAUUCGUCCUUCACCUUGAAGCAUCAGCACCAGCCACACUAUCCAAAAGAAAACCAACGUCUGCCUCCUCAAGAAUCAAAACCAUAACUCUGAGAGCACCAUCUGCCCAGGAGAAGUUUGUCUGGCAAUCUUUGUUGGAGCAGAGAGUGGAAGCUCUGAAUGGAUGCCCCCUACAAUACUUUGGUACCAUCAAGAAGACCAGCAUGGUUUUGUGAAGAACUUAUCAUAGCAUAGUAACACCACCUACCAUUUAUCUUGGUACCAGUUAUUUUAUCAAGAAGUUGUCUGGUAAAUUAACAAGUAACUUAUCCAACUGAUCAAUGCCUUCAAAUAUCCAGACUAGUUUUGCUGACAAGGAACAUGUACUAUCAAUAAUGAAAGCUAUUGUGUAUUUUAAAUUGGUAAAAAUGAAUCAGAUGUGAAAUGUAAAAAUUAGAAAAUCAACAUAGACAAAAUUGUAGCCAACAAACAUGAAGAUUAUGCCCCUUUAUAUAUAAAGUGAAAAGCAAUGUGCUUUACAUUUAUCAAAUGAUAUAUGUUUGAAAAAUAUUUAUUUGAACAAGACCUCUUCUAAAGAUUUACUUUCAUGGUAUUAUGUAUUUAAAAUCUGUUUGAUUAAAAUUUGUAAAUAUUUUUAUUUAUUAAUCAUACUCAAUUUUGUACAAAGCAUGUACUUCAUUUCUGUGGAAAUGUUUUUAAAUAAUGUUUAUAUAUGUGUAAUGUGCAAAAUGGUCACAUCAAUCUUCUUAUAUCAUUAUUUAUACAUAAUUUGAUAUCUUUUUCACAUAUUGUAAUUUCUAGUGUAUCCACUAGAAUACAUGUUCAUUAUUAUAUGCAGGAUCAUAUUGAUUUUAAUUUGCCAAUCAUUUAUUUAUCAUUACAAUCAGUUUGUAAAGUAAAUAGCAUUUACUUUGUAUUUAGUAGUAAAUAUAUUUCAUAUGUAAGGAACUAUUUGAUUAAUUAUUUUAUGCAUAUAACAAUUUGAAUUUUCUUGGUUGUCCCCCUUUGCCUUCAUCUUGUUUCUCUCCCCUAUUACCACUUGCCUGUGUCCUCCACCUUUCUCUCAUCUAACUUUAUUUUACAUUACACUGUCUUGUCUGUCCACUGAUAUCAAUUAUUUUAAACAUUUUAAUUUAUGAGUUAUUUCUAAGAAUUAUUGUAUAAAAUGUUUUCC
This is a messenger RNA of Physella acuta, 4481 nucleotides long. RefSeq lists its product as uncharacterized. The record is from RefSeq and is a predicted model, not a curated record. Gene Ontology annotation, molecular function: protein binding; guanyl-nucleotide exchange factor activity. Lineage: Eukaryota; Metazoa; Mollusca; Gastropoda; Physidae. Gene Ontology annotation, cellular component: plasma membrane; nucleus.